This is a messenger RNA of Paracoccidioides brasiliensis Pb18, 1944 nucleotides long. RefSeq lists its product as uncharacterized. The record is from RefSeq and is a predicted model, not a curated record. Gene Ontology annotation, molecular function: guanyl-nucleotide exchange factor activity. The coding region runs from base 1 to 1944 and encodes 647 amino acids. Gene Ontology annotation, biological process: intracellular signal transduction; regulation of GTPase activity. Gene Ontology annotation, cellular component: cytoplasm. The transcript is spliced from 6 exons.
AUGACUCAGAUCCAUGAGAAGUGCCUGGGGGAGCAGGAGUAUGAAGCUGACUAUGUCCUUACUACCCUAGGGAUUACUGAAACAGCAUUGCAACGGAGCACAUUUGAUCUGCUGAGUUUGCACGAAAGUCUCCUUACCAAGUUACAGGAGGCAAUGCCUCGCUCAGAUAGAUUUGUGGCUCCGAUAUGGGCCACUGCGCGCCGGCGUAUUAAGUUUGGCAGCGUGGAUGCUAGUUUGGCCAAGGCCAAUCGCAAGUCGGUAACGACAAGAAAAAUUCUUGAGCCUAUUGAUUCCCGGAUCAAAUCUUCAAAGGCCAUCGCAGCAGAACCCAAAGAAGCCGCCGAGGUGGCUCGGAUACUGCAAUCAAUGCUUCCACAGUUUAAGCUCUAUGAAGAGUACGGUGUCAAAUACCAGCUUGUGUCAAAAGAGAUAGACCUGCUACGGAAGUCCAUCACAAGCUGGGAUGCUUUCGACCACGGGAUUGAGGCUCUUCUGAAGAAUCUGGCGUCAACUAAUACCCGUGAGGCCAUAUCUAACCAGUGCUUCACGCUGGGUGAUCUCCUCAUGAAGCCAAUCCAACGGGUUUGCAAAUAUCAGCUAUUCCUGGCAGAACUCCUCAAAAACACACCUGUGGCUGAUUGCCCAUCCUCACAUGCUAUAAUUGAGGGCGCUCUUCAGCGUACGGUUCUAGCAUCGCAGGACAUCAAUCGUGCCACUGGGGACCCAGUUGCCAAAGAUCGAAUUCGGAAAACGAUGCUUCUAGGAGAGAGGCUCGAAUUCGCGAAGAAGGGUGAUCGUAGUAUCCUUCACGAUUUUGGGCCCAUCAAGGUUUGCGGAGUUCUGCAUGUCGCAUAUCAAAUCAAAGAAGGGCUCACAGGGGAAUAUAUGGUGUGCUGCCUGUUUAGCAAAUAUCUUCUGCUAGCUACCGCAUCCGAAGAUCACAGAAAGUUCAAUGCAGUAGCAGUAAUUUACGUACCCGGAGUCAGGCUAGAGCCUGCAGACAAUGGUACAGGUAUUCAUUGUUCGUAUGCCCCCUUUUCCUGGAAGAUGGUCUUUGAGAUGAGAAAGCAAACUUUCGAAAUAGUAUUAACUGCAUGCUCUGAGAGGGAGGCAAGCGGGUGGAAAGACAAUCUGCUAAGACAGUCACUUGCUGAGACAGCUCAUUCUUUGGAUGAAAGUAUUAUUUUGCAGAAGUACUCCCCGAUCCAGCUGGCCAUGAAACCGUUGUCCGCGGUUGUCGUCGCCGGACAGGUGCAUAACCUAGUUCGUCGAUCAUCGGUUCACGGCUCCUUGUUCAGCACGCCGUCCAACACAGAUUGUGUUCGACUUCUCAUCAAAGGAACACAAGCUGUACCCCAUGACGGCCAGCCCAGAGCAUCCACCCUUAGGAGAUCCCAAUCUGUCCAACUUGCACGCCAGGUCGUAAUCCUUACGCCCAAGAGACAAGAUAGGAUUCGGCUGGAAAAAUGGCUCUAUGACGUUUGGACCUGUGAUGUUCUUCCGUAUCCCGGAAUGCCCGCAUGGAGAGGAGAACAUUUGAUACGUUCAUCGGCUGAAUCUUUUAUUCGAAGACUGAGUUCUCGUCGACCAUUCACCAGACGGUCCAGCAGUCUCACCACCACUCUCACAUCUAAGUCCAUUGAGCGUAUCCCCACGUGCAAGGACGAGAUCAUCUGGGAUGAAAAGGGGAUCGAUGAAUCUGAUUUAUCAACUCCGAGUUCCAGCAAUAGGUAUGAUGACAUCCAUGAAGAAAAUGACGACCUGGACUAUCGUUCGUGGGGUCCGGAUCCUCAGCAACGACGAGCACCAAAGGAACAGGGACGAGGGGGGAAGAAAAAGGCGGCCGGCUCUUUAAAGAGCGCGCGGAAACCGCCACCCAAGAAGAAAUGGAGCGUUUCGAUCUUCAAGGGAGCUUCUCCAACAGUACCCGCCAUGGCCUCCUGA